GUUUUGGAAUGUUUUUGUUUUCAGCGAUUAAAUGUUAUCGAAAUUUCUACUGAUCCGUGACAGUUCUCUUCAAAUAACGUUAAUGAGUCUGUUUAUCGACCCGUGAGUCAUGUCGACCUGCUGAAAUAUAUUGAUUAAUGAAAUUAUCAACUGAUAAACUCAAUAGCAAUGGCAAAUAAUUACACAGAUUUAAGAACAACAUUAUCAGCUUCAAAGCAGAUACCAUCAGAUUUUGCAGAUGGAGAGGAAGACAGUGACACUGGGUGGGGCAGUGUAUCAGAGUGCCACAGUAAUGCCAACAGUGAAGAUGCCUUAUUACAUGAUUCAAUCUCGUGUGAUAUACCGACUGUUCGAACCAAGCCUGAUGGGGGAGACAGUGAAAUCCAGAAACUAAUAAAUGCUGCAGAAACUUUGGCUCUAGAACGAGCAAAACUCAACCUGUCGGGCUUCAUUACUGCAGCAGAUAAAUUAACCCAUCCCCCUGCUCCUGUGGUGGGAGUUAAAUCCUUGAACCCCACCAGUAGAAUCUCUCAAAAAGAGCACAGCAGCUUAGAUGAGAAGAGUGAGAAUAAAGGACUAUAUGAUGUUCAUAUUCAAUUGCAAAAUAAUAAUACAGGUGCCAGUUCAUCACACUUUCAAAGUGAUGAUUGUCAUACUUCAAGACUGGCCCCAAAUAGGUAUACUCAUUCAAUAGAAAACCUUUCAAAGUUUGAAGAAUCAGGAAGAAAACUGAAUGACGUUGAUGAAAUAGAAGAAAGCCAAUCAGUUUCAUUAUGUGACUUUGUAUUAUCAAAAACAUCAGAAGUAUAUCAAGAUGCUAAAGAUUAUUCCAUUCUUCAAGAAAAUGAAAAAUUGGAAGGGGAUAGUUUGAGAAGUAUUCCAAAACUAUCGUUAGAGCAUACUGGUGCUCUAAGUAAUGACAGUGAUUUAAGGGAUGAGAAAAAUCCUGUGAGCAAGGAUGUGAAGGAAGUGUGCAACUCCACCAUUCGAGAAUCCUCGACAGACGGCUCCAACGUCCAGAUUAUCCCACAAGCAAAAUAUUUUUUAGGAAGCGAUAACUCCAAGCAAAAUCUGCAACAGACAAGCAGGCAAGACUUGCGGGAAGUCUCUCUCAUGGUGCAUGAUGAAUGCAGCUGUUUGCUAAGUCUGGCUCUUACCUCCACCAGUAGCCUUAGCCGACUUAUUAGAUUGUUGAGACAAGUUUCAACGCUGCAAUUGGGUGCUGAUACACCUCGUGUUGCAGAGAAUGUGUUAGAAGAACUGACAGAGUAUGAGGAUCAACACAACUGCUUGCAAACAGAGCUGAGUUCUGCAGCAGCCCAGUUACAAAUGGUGGUAGCUCAGGUGCAGGGAAUUGAAAUUAUAAUUGGAGACCAGCAGAGAGAAGCUUCAAGCAUGGAACAGUGCGCUUCACAGCUCCUAGCCCAAGUUGAAGCAGGGCUAGAAUCUAUUGGUCUCAAGCAUAUGAUGGCUGUAACUUCACCCAGAAGACGGAGUACUGCUCGAAUGUUAGAGGAUAUAGCAUCAGCACUGGCGUUGCUAAUAGGGGAGCUUAACAGAAAAUCCCUACGAAAUCUUAACGUGGAAGACGAGUUAAAGCGUCAUUAUGAGGAAAUAGAAUUCCGCAGAGAAGCACUAUUAAAGAGAGAGACUAGAUUAAGAGCAAGUGAGCUGGAACUGUUGAAGGUGAAGAAGCAAAGCAAAGCAGAUGUCACCUCACUCAAGCAGUGUUUGGCUCAAGCAGAAGAAAACCUAAAUGAGACUCAGCUGGAAAAAAUGAAGAUCAGUGAAGCAUCGAAGAAGCUGGCAAUAGAAAAUGGUGCCCUUAUAAUACAACUUCAGCACAAGCUGUCUGAUCUUCAGCGUGAUGCAGACUCCAGAGUGAGUAAUUUGGAACACAAAUUCCAAGAUGCUGUUACAGUGAAUCAAUCACUGGAAUCAACUGUGGUUGAAUUAAAGAAUAAAUUGAGUCUUCAGACAAAACAAAUUAAUUUUGUGGAUGAGGAGAAUAAUUUGCUUAUUGAAGGAUUGAGAUCUACAAUAAGGCGCCAGCAAGAUGAAGAGGACCAAUUACGCAGACAGCUUGAUUCUAUCACUUCUCAAAAGAGCAAUCUUACUCGCAGGAUGGCUGAACUGGAGAGUGAAUUGGCUGCAGAACACGAACAGCAAGAAAAGCUAAUCAAAGAAGUUUCUGAGUUAAAGUCAUCUAUCAGCAAUCUUAAACUGGAGCACAUUGACUCAGAGAAAGCGCUUCGAGACAAAAUUGAUGUUGGUUCAGCAGCGCGAUGUGAACUGGAAGGCCGAAUACGGUCUUUAGACCUGGCCAUCCUACAGUUGCGGACAGAAUUACAAAUGGAAAAACAUCGAUCCACAGCUUUAUUUGAUGAAAAAAAUAGUUUGCAGAAAAAGGUAAGAGAUCUCCAAGAGCGUAUAUGGAGUCAGAAUCGUAGACGACGAAACAACAGCAGUGAUAGCAUUAGGAGCUUCGACAGCAUUAAGAGCAGCAGUAGUCUUCAUAGCACAGGAGGAUCAGCAUGGGAAAAAGAUGCCGACUCAGAGUGUGGAAGCUGCCACAGUACUCUUCCUACAAUCGAAGGGAGUGACCGUGUUGAUCAGCAAGUACAGUGUAUAAUGAAAGAAGUUGGAGAGGGCCAAGCCAGAGAAGAGCAACUUCACACACUUUUGCGUGAGAAGGAUGCAGCUCUCCAUAACCUUCAGCAUUCCCUCUCUACUCAGAUCACAACAAAAAAUCAAGAGCUUGAGGCGCUAAGUGGUAAAAUAAACUUUUUAGAGGAUCAGUUGGAAUCAUUACUGUCUGGCCUUGAAGUGAGUGCAGCCAUAGGCAAUAUAACAACAGAAGUUGGCCGCCUACUACAGGACCGAACAAGCCAUCUCGACUCCCUUGAUCACUCUUCACAUUGGCUUCAAGAGGAAAUGUCAUCUCUAGCACUGGAGAACCAAACCCUGAAUAAUGAACUACUUGCAACCAAAAUGAGUAAACAGGAAACAUCAGAAGCACAAGAAUCUGCACGAAGGGCACGACAAGAAGCUCGGGAAGAACGAUUGUCUGCAGCACGCCUAAGAGAAAAAUGCUUACAGUUACAGACAAAGUUGGACCAUGUACAAUACACCCUGGAACAUGAACGCCACGAGAGACGACUCACCGACACAGUGCAUGGAAUUAAGCACCAGGAAUUUGGUUCACUGCUUGACUGUACUACUGCUCUGCAGCAAACUUUUGAUCCUCAAGAAAGUGCUGAAAAACCACUUAUAAGUAUCAACAUGAAAACAUGAACUCAGGAAUCAAGACUACCUGUUUAUCAUCCAUUAUGGGUAGUUAGUUGCAGAAGAGAUACUCGGUGCCUAAAUUGUUUUUACUUUAUUUAUACAUUUUGCUUAACAAAUGAGGAGGGUACUAAACUGAAAAGUAAAAAGACAAUUUUGUAUUUUUGUAGUAACACAAUUUUAUAUGAAACACAAAUAAAGAGGAAACUCAAAAUACUGUACAGUACUUGAAUGAGAAACCUUAUAAACGCAAGUGUCAGUGGGUUUGUGGAAUGAAAAAUACAGUUUUAAAUAUAUAAGUGUUAGAAAUAAUGUCCAAUGUGUAACAUAUAUAAAACAAGGGACAUAUGCUAAAGUACUUCAUAGUCAUAUAUAUUUAUACAAAUGUCAAAUUUCUUUUCGGUUAUUAUUUGUGACUAAGGAAAAGAUUACAAUUGCUAUAGGUUAGAUAAGUCACUACCAUGAGGAUAAUUCUAAACUGCAUGCCUCUGGUUAAUCCACGAUCCAAAACAUUAAGGUACAUCCAGUAGAGAUACUGUACCUAGUGGUUUUAUUAGGCUUAAUUUAUUUUUCUGCAAGUUUCUAUUCCAUGUCCUAAGACUGUCUCAUUUCAGUCAGAUAUUUUUACUUUCAAACAUUUGUGUACGAUUAUAAAAGUUUCCUAUUGAAAUUGACGGGCAUAACCUAAUGGUGGAGUAUUUUGGCACUUAACAAACCUUUUCGUGAUACUGUACAACACUCAUUGAUGUCUUUAUGAAAAAUUGAAAGGUAAUGCUGCCUCUCAUUUUUGUCCUUUAUGAAUGCAGAAAUAUUUAUAAAGUAUUGUAUGUUUGUGGCUACCAACUGGCAGGUGUUUUAUGGAAAUGGAAAUAGAGAAAAGGAUGACUUUGCAAAGAAUAGAAUUGAUAACCAAUGGCUUUAGUGUUAAUUUUUCAUAAUUUUGUCAUCCACACACACCAAUACCAUCCCUAUGCAUCCAUACCGUCCACACGCACCUAUACUGCCCGUGUGCACCCAUACCACCUACAUGCACCCGUGCUGUCCACACACAAGCACCACCCACCCACAUGACUAGGUAUGUCCCUUGUGUUCAGUGUAUGGGCAGAAAUAGAGGAUUCGAGGGGUUCAUUUGUAUGUUUAAGGGCAUAUGAUACUACAGUACACCACAGUUUACCUUGGGUGGGUUCAUUCCCCCAUCCAGACGUCUAACCUUGGGGUGGAGAUGCUAAGUGCGGCAUUAUUGUAGUGUCGAGUGCCACGACUUCCUGUGUAUUUGGAUUUUGAGAGGGUGAAGAUUUGUAUUUUUAAAAAUACAAUAGAGUCACUGUUUGAUGCAUUGGGAUUUUAUGUUGCUAUUUGGAGUAAGAAUUAGUACUUUUUCUAGUUUAAUAUGGUAAACUCUUGGCUGUAUCGUGUGUUUUCUAACAUUUUUAUUGUUAAUUACUUUCAAUGAAUAAAUGUGCUUGCAUAAGAGUUUAAGCCAAAAAAUAUUUUUCCAUAACUUAAUCUGUGCUCAAAUCAAAACCAGUGAGAUUGUAAACUAAACUGCACAUUUAUUAUAUAAAUUUUUAAAAAGCUUUGAUCUUGGAAACUUACUAUUUUUCUCGUUAUAUGUUAACAAAAUACUAUGCUGUCAGAUUUUGUAUGGGAUCUCAAUCAACAUGUAGAGCUAAGAGUACUAUAUUACAUAAUAUUACUUAUAUUGCCAGAUGUGCCGAUACAUAAUGUAUACGCUUUUGUGUUACGAGAAAUGCUGGCAUAAGGAAACUGGGGGGAGUGAACCUUUAUCUAUCAGCUGCAAUAACACAAAUAUCUAGCAUUGGGCUGAUGUGGAAACCUGUCCUCCUACAAAGAACAUCGCUUUUCAGUCAUAUGCGUUACUUAAAGCCAAAAAUUGUCGUCCUGUGGAGGACGGACUGGCUUGCAGGGCUCAAGUUUACCAAUAACAUAUUAUUAUUGCCUUCCAUGAGAUGAAGUCACUCCCUCAUGAUCUUUUCAUACCAAAGUGUUGUUAUUCUUGUAAUUAGAAGCAUUAAGUUAUAUUUGUAUAGUAUAUUAUAUUCUUAUGUACUUUUGUAUGCUCGAAAAAAUAAACAAAGUCCAUUGUA
Molecule: messenger RNA, 5393 nt
Organism: Procambarus clarkii (red swamp crayfish)
Lineage: Eukaryota; Metazoa; Arthropoda; Malacostraca; Decapoda; Cambaridae
Product: golgin subfamily A member 3
Source: RefSeq, a predicted model, not a curated record